Molecule: messenger RNA, 1234 nt
Organism: Hemibagrus wyckioides
Lineage: Eukaryota; Metazoa; Chordata; Actinopteri; Siluriformes; Bagridae
Gene: hspb9
Product: heat shock protein, alpha-crystallin-related, 9
Exons: 1
Coding region: 244-837 (197 amino acids)
Biological process (GO): protein refolding; response to heat
Molecular function (GO): protein folding chaperone
Source: RefSeq, a predicted model, not a curated record
GAAGAGCCACCAAGACAUAAAUUUCUCCACGUCAGGUCAAAUUUAAACACGUCUUCUUUUAGAUCAGUGAGCAGGAACAUGCUGAUGGUUCCGUGAUGAGCUCAGCGCUGUAAAGAGAGAAGCAGGAGGAGGUUCCUCGCCGGAGCUGGAGGAAUAUAAGCAGCACAGCAAGGCUUUCUGGAGUUAAAGUGCUCAGCCGAGAGAGCAGAAGCCUUCAAGCUCUAGAAGAAAAGAAAGAGGAAGAUGAGCCAGUCCAUCAUGGAGAGCCUGUUCGGAGACGAUCCUUUCUUCCAGGACGAGUAUCUGCUGUGGCCGAGACGCUGCAGCCUGGCCGAGAGAUUCCUGAGACGCAGAGAGCAGAUGAUGGAGAGUUUCGUCGGAGACCAGCUCAUAAAUGAUCUGUUCCAGAGCCUGGAUGAACUCUUCUCCCUGCCUUCGUCUUCCACAUCGUCCUCCUCAUCAUCAUCAUCUUCCACGUCAUCAGCCACCGCCAGAAUCGCAGGCCCGAACGUCUUCUGCCUCGACGCUCGCGGUUUCUCUCCAGACGACAUCGCCGUCACCAUGUGCGGCCGAAAGCUGGAGGUCAAGGUGGCAAAGCCAACCGGCUCGGACCCGUCAUCUCCCGCAGGAUUCUCCCGGAGCGUGGAGCUCCCAGAACACAUCAACCCGUCCACACUCACCUGCACGCUGGGGGACGAUGGCUUCCUGAAAUUCGAGUCCACCGAGGUCAAACAGGCCGAGCAGGACGAGCAGGACGUCCCAGUGCGCUACAGGACGUCGUUGGACUUUCCUCUGAGCAAAGACAACACGGGUGAAACGGAGGAGAAGAACGACUAGAGACUCUACACACACACACACACACAAACACAAUGUUUUCUGAAUGUUUUGUAAAAAUGUAUUUGACUCCUCAACAUCAUUAAAAAUAAUCAGAAGGUUUUAUUAUCAUUAUUAUUUGAGCUCAGAAAUCAUUCAGGACUAAAGACAUCAUGGCUGACCAGAGCUCAUAACCAUCAUAACCAACAUGAAACAACUUCUUUCUUCAUAAUUCUGUCUUUUUAUCUCUCUCUCUCUUUUUUUUAGCGUUGUAUUUUCAUUUUCAUCUUUUUCUUCCUCUACACUUCUCUUAUGUUCUCUCCUGCUCUUUCUGUUCCAUUUAAUCAAUCCUUAAAAAAUGUACUUGGAGAAUCUGCUACAUGAAUAAAAUCGUCCUGUCUCGAUUUCUUCACAACUCUGU